CUUAAAGUUAAUUGGCACGACAACAAUGCGGUCAGUUCAACAUUAUGUCGCAUAUCGCAAAGAUUGGGGCUCUCACUGAUGAGUUGGUUACUACAUUGACGGGUUUGACUCCAAAAAAUAAUCCAACUCGAUUCAGCGCAUGUCGAGAAUCAGCUGUACGAUCAUUUCGAUAUGGAAACUACCCCAGGGUCAAUCAGUUCGACGUCGAGCAGAACCUCGUUGGCCUAGAGGAGAAAUUCAGGGUCUAUAAUAAAGAUGGCCUAGCCAAUGCCUUCCGGCAGAGGCUGGACGAACUCGGUGCCCAAUCUACGAAAUGGACGCCAGAGAUACUCCAUCUUCUCUUAGAGUUAUCAGACCGUCCUGUACACAAAUCUAGGCUGAAAGACCUUGAGUUCCUCAGCCCUCCAGAAGUGCACGUUGAGCCGACCUACAAAUGGAAAGACUUGGUCAAGGACGACCCUUUACUACGGGACAAGAUAUGGAGGAAUAUCGAUUAUACGCAGGAUAGUUCGGAAGAUGACGACUUAUACUCGGAUAGCGACUUUGAACCACCCUCGCCCACUGACACGACCCAAUCAAGCGUUUCUGGCAUACAUGCAAGUCAUCCGUCGGAUCUAGCCAUUGCUAUUGAUCCGACCAGCCUUAGCAGGCUACAUAAGGAGCAAUUCUGGAGAGCCACUAGGCGAAAACCUCUGAGCGUUGUGGAUGCUUACUUUGAGAAACCACCAACUUUCCCUAUCACAGAUCUACAAGCAAUUCGAGAGACACUAUUCAUGCUUAGGGGCCUUCCGACGACUUUAUACUCUGGUUUAGACAAGGCAGCGACAAAAGACAGCAAAUAUGCUUCUCCACCAUCAAAUCCGAAUACCGUUGAGGCGAUUAUCCGGCCUGCUUCUGGAUUCAUCUUAUCUGGCGUCUCCCAUCAUGUUUUUUAUAAUAUUCUGGACAAGUUUUCCAGCUACGGCACUUCUCUCAAACUUCUACGUACUUGGACUCCCGUCGACAAAAGACUCCCUUUACUACAAAGACUUCAUGAGCAGUUUCAAACUCGACUACGAGAGCUCGAUGAGAUCUUUUCUAGUUUGGAAGAGCCAUACUUGGCCCCCAUGAGCGAUGUGAUUGUCAGUCUCGCCGCGACAGAACAUGCCGUAGGUUCACGUAUGCUGCCAUUCGAAACUCUUGCAAAAUUGGUUCAGGAGCAUCAUAAGUCACCGCCCUUCCGAUGGCUAGAAGCACUAUACGAUGAAACGUGCAAGUUUCAAUUGGCAGAGAAUAACGACAUGUACGAAUUCAUGGGCAGUAUAUUCUUCGAGUGCUUUGCAAUAUAUCUACGACCGAUAAAGACGUGGAUGGAAGACGGUGAGCUAAAGGAAGGGAGUGGAUUCUUCGUCAAGGAAGAUGUAAAGAACAACGACAGAAUGAGGAUAUGGGAGAAGUACACCAUUCAAAAUGACGAAACUGGAGCACCAUACCAAACUCCGAAAUUCCUCCGCACAAGUGCACACAAAAUCCUUACGUCGGGCAAGAGCAUCGUUGUUCUCAAAGAGCUACAGCAAUAUAGGUAUAUGCGCCUGGCGUGGGAGUCGAUGGAGCCCGUGCUCAGCUUUCAAACCGUCUGUGGCGACCACGGAAAUUCCCUCCUCCCAUUUACAGAGCUCUUCGACUCUGCCUUUGAAGCGUGGAUAACGAGCAAGCACCGUUCUACGUCCUCGAUCCUUCGGACAGAACUUGUCGAGUCUCACCAUCUCGGCACCGUUAUAGAUGGCCUGGACACGGUCUACUUCAUGACCAAUGGUGCCAUAUCCAACGCCUUUACCAGCUCCAUAUUUGACGACUUAUCUCGGGGCACAGAAGAAUGGAAUAACCCCUUUUCACUCACUAGCCACUUGCGGUCCACGAUGGGACAUGGAGUUGGCAGGCAGCGUAUUAGCAUCAAAACCGCCCCUAGCACAGCUGACGUCUUUACCGCUCGGCGAACGGUAAAAUCUCUAGCUACUAUUGAGAUCUGCUAUGAUAUCCCUUGGAAAGUAGCACUUGUCAUCCGCCCAAUCACUCUCAACGCCUACAAAUGUAUAGCAAUAUUCCUCCUCCAAAUCCGCCGUGCUUCCUACAUACUUUCGGGGUCACAAUCUCGCACCACAUCCGCGCCACCGCUAUAUUACGGCCUACGUACGAAACUUCUGUGGUUCAGUAACACGCUCUACAGCUAUCUCACUGAUAUAGUGCUGAGGAUCAGCAUGGAGGAGAUGCGUAAAAAUAUGGCAACCGCUGACGAGGUGGAUGAUAUGAUUGAAAUCCACGAAAAUUUUCUGAAGAAGGUCACCACUCAGGCAUUACUUGGUCAACGCCUCGAACUCAUCCACAAAACUAUCCUGCAGAUCCUAGACUUGGCAAUCGCACUUGAAGAUGCCCAAGCAAUGCACGCUCUCCCUACGACAUCUCCUACCAAAGUGAUGCCCGAGGAGGCAGAAACGGAUUCCGACUCUGACAGCAGUUCUGAUUCCGAAGACGAGGGGGAUCUCAGCAUAUUCCCUGAUCAGAAAGAUACGCCAUACCCGGAACGUCUUCGAUUUAUUAAGACCGAACUAGAUAGGCUAUCACGCUUUGUCCUCGUCGGCUUAAGGGGCGUGGCUAGGGUGGGACAGGAGAGUAAUUGGGAUAUACUGGUGGAGAAAAUGGAAUGCGGGUUGAGUGAUGGCGAAGGCCGACGGGUGUAGGGGGCGAAACGAGGAUUGGGUUAUUUGCAGCCUGUGGGUAAUGCUGUAUUAUUAUGAAAAAUGAAAUGAGCGAAGUUUGUGGUUGGGCAUUGAAUUGGAGUCAGGGGCUUAGAUACCAAAAUAUGAAAGCGGC
Molecule: messenger RNA, 2850 nt
Organism: Pseudogymnoascus verrucosus
Lineage: Eukaryota; Fungi; Ascomycota; Leotiomycetes; Thelebolales; Thelebolaceae
Exons: 2
Coding region: 45-2717 (890 amino acids)
Biological process (GO): microtubule nucleation; meiotic cell cycle; cytoplasmic microtubule organization
Cellular component (GO): centrosome; equatorial microtubule organizing center; spindle pole
Molecular function (GO): gamma-tubulin binding; microtubule minus-end binding
Source: RefSeq, a predicted model, not a curated record